AUGAGCACUAGCAUUGAUAUUCGUGUUAAAAAAGCGAAUAAAAUAUAUCAUGAAGGUGACUCCAUUACUGGAACAAUUGUCAUCCAGACACCAGGAGAAAUUAAACAUGAAGGAAUAACAUUAACAAUGGAAGGGCUAGUUGAACUACAAUUAAGUCCAAGAAAUGUCGGAAUUUUUGAAGCUUUCUACAAUUCUGUCAAGCCAGUGCAAAUCUGUCAUGUUGUCGUAGAAAUAUCUGGACCUGGAAAAAUACCUUCAGGAAAAACAGAUAUUCCUUUUGAGGUUCCUUUACUUCCUAGAGGAAAUAAAACCAUUUAUGAAACUUACCAUGGAGUUUUUGUUUAUAUACAGUAUACAUUGAAGUGUGAUUUGAAGAGAGGGUUCUUAGCAAAAGGUCUAAUGAAGAUGGCAGAAUUUAUUGUUGAAUAUAAACCAUCUAAUUGCACUAAAGCGGUUCCCAAAAAAGUAGAUUUUGUGAUAACGCCUGAAUCUCUAGAAGGACCAAGAGAUUUGGGAACUAUACCAAGAUUUAAAAUAAGUGGUUUUAUAGACUCUGUUGUUUGUUGCAUAACUAAACCAUUUACUGGACAGAUUAAGAUUGAACACACCGAAAUCCCAAUAAAAUCUAUUGAGUUGCAAUUAGUAAGGGUAGAAACCUGUGGGUGUGCUGAAGGAUAUGCAAAGGAUGUUACAGAAAUACAGAGCAUUCAGAUUGGUGAAGGUAAUGUUGCCACAAAUUUAUACAUUCCAAUAUACAUGAUUUUCCCAAGACUGUUCACUUGUCCUACUCUAAUCACAACAAACUUCAAAGUAGAAUUUGAGAUAAAUGUUGUGGUCGUGUUUGAAAAUGAUCAUCUUGUCUCGGAAAACUUUCCAAUAGUGUUAACACGAGCAUGA
This is a messenger RNA of Nezara viridula (southern green stink bug), 897 nucleotides long. The record is from the annotation of a GenBank genome assembly. NCBI's taxonomy places the organism in Eukaryota, Metazoa, Arthropoda, Insecta, Hemiptera, Pentatomidae.